Messenger RNA from Boeremia exigua, 2086 nucleotides. RefSeq lists its product as uncharacterized. The record is from RefSeq and is a predicted model, not a curated record. Lineage: Eukaryota; Fungi; Ascomycota; Dothideomycetes; Pleosporales; Didymellaceae. Bases 338 to 1825 code for a protein of 495 amino acids. The transcript is spliced from 3 exons.
GCCCUUGCGGCUCGUCACUCUUUCGCCUUUGGCUGUCUGUCGCUCCUUUGCAACCACACUCGUUAUCGAUACCAUCGACUCUCUUUUCUGUGCAUACCGAUUAAAGCAAAAAGGCAACAGAUUAGAAGUCCUGGCGGCCGAGGAAAAGAUUCAUUCACUUUGAAUUCUCAACGUCACCAUCACCGUCACCGCGUCUGCCAAGAGUAUCCUUCACUGGACCGCCAAUUGACAUACGUUUGUCAUACCUAAAAGUGAACGCAGCGAACAAUACUUCGGCUGCUAUCAAGGACCGCAUCUUCAACUGCAUCGCUCAUAUCGCAGAGCGUACACUUUAACCAUGAAGUCGUCAACCACCCUUUCCGUCGCGGCGGCGCUUCUGUCCGGCUCUGCUGAGGCUUUCUGGCGCAUGCCCUGCCACUCCAGAACAGCGUUCCUUCGUCUCGACCCUAUUGUCGACCCGGGUGUCGCUUCUUCCCACGGCCACGUAAUCCACGGUGGUAGCAAUUUCGGUGAAUCGACCACCUUCGCGGACCUUCGUGCUUCCAACUGCUCUUCUUGUCAGUUCAGCGAUGACAAGUCAGCCUACUGGACGCCUUCUCUGCACUUUGUCCACACCAAUGGCAAGACUGAAGUUGUGCCCCAGAUUGGUGGUAUGCUCGCAUACUACCUCCUUCUUGGCGACAACAUCAAACCCUUCCCCGAGGGCUUCGAGCUUCUCGCAGGUGACAGUCGCAUGCGCAACUUCACCGGUCCGGUCCCCGAUCCGCCAACAUCGGCCUGGAAUGCUGAUGACAUGACCCAAACAUCUCUCAUGCAGAAGUCGCUCGGCUUCAACUGCCUCAACUACGGUCGCGCGCCCGAAGGUUCUCGCUACCGCCAUUUCAUGCCAGACAAGGACUUCCUUGACACCAACUGCGCCAACGGUAUCCGCGCCGAGAUCUUCUUCCCCUCCUGCUGGAACGGCAAAGACGUCACAUCUGAUGACCACCAGUCUCACAUGGCAUACCCCAACAUGAUCGACGGUGGCAAGUGCCCCGAGGGAUUUGAAACCCGUCUCCCCUCCCUCUUCUACGAGACCAUCUGGAACACAUACGCCUUCAAGGGCAAAUCUGGACAGUUUGUGUGGUCUAACGGUGACCCAACCGGCUACGGGUACCACGCUGACUUCAUCAACGGAUGGAAUUCCGACGUCCUGCGUGCCGCCGUCAACGACUGCACAAACCUCUCGGGUCGCGUCGAGGACUGCCAGCACUUCACCUCAUCCCUACAGACCGAGGCCGAGCAGGGCGAAUGCAAGAUCGAGGACAUCCCCACUGCUCUGCUCGACGACGACUGCGGCGGCCCCUCUGACGGUCUUUGCGGUAACGUCCCUGUUCAGUACGGCCCAGAAUACGCCCAUGCGCUCAACCCCGGUGCCACCGAGAAGCCGUCAGGCGGCGCGUCUCUUACGUCGUCCGUCGCGCCCGUGCCCACACAGAGCUACGAGCCCGCGCGCUCCAAGAACUCCUACGGCGUCAGCGUGUACAAUGUGAAGCCCACCAUCGCCAAGGGUCCGUACAACACCGACCUUCUUGAGAUCAGCAUGCCCAGCCAGGCCGCUGCCUCCUCGUCGGCCGCACCCGCCGCACCUGCUGUCACUCCCAGCCCGUCUCUUGAUGACGCUGCGGAUCCGGAGGGAAGCAUCAUCUCCACCAAGAUUUACACCGAGGGCGGCAUCGUGUAUGAAGUUGCCAUUGAGGAGAUCGUCAUCACCACCACCGUCGACGCCGCGUACCGUAAGGCGCGCAGGCACGCACACGCGCAUCGCCGCCGCGAGAUGCACUAGACGCACUCUAUUGUGUCUAGCCCGCAGCAACAUCUUGCUCCUCUGAUCAUUCUUAUCACGAAGCAGCAUGGGCGGCGUCCGCAUUGCACUCUUGAGCGUUGAGAUUCUGCUGCUUGACAGCGCCAAUGGGCCCCUGGUGUGUAUGAGCGUUUGGGAACAUUGGGUUUCGUUUUCUGGUAUAUAGCGCUGGUGGCGGGCUUGGUGACUUUUGCAUUUGGACGAUUUGGUUCUUGCGUGUGCGUGCUUUCAGAGCGCUGCGCG